Spizellomyces punctatus DAOM BR117 is the source of this 1000-nucleotide messenger RNA. RefSeq lists its product as uncharacterized. Lineage: Eukaryota; Fungi; Chytridiomycota; Chytridiomycetes; Spizellomycetales; Spizellomycetaceae. The transcript is spliced from 2 exons. The coding region runs from base 1 to 900 and encodes 299 amino acids. The record is from RefSeq and is a predicted model, not a curated record.
AUGACUCAAACAAAAAAGAAGAAUCCCGACCUCGUCCUUGCCUUCACAAAAGGUUAUAAAAGUAACCAACCUGCCCCAGUUCCCUUUGUACAUUCAUCAAGUCAAACAUCCACCAACCUCAUCAUAUACCAAAUACCCUACAUCAUGGUCCACCUACGUCGUAUCAUUGUGAGCGCUUUCGCAGUUGGGAUGACCAUCACGGCUCCUACUCCUGUGCAAGCCGGAGUUGUUAGCACCGUAGCAUCCUCCCUAGUCGAACUUGCUUUCGAGAAAGUUGCACAAAUGACUCUUCGCCCCAACCUCAACACCAUGUCCACCAAACUAACCGCGCACAUGAAAGCUGAGACGCUACCCAAGAUCGUCGAUGCUGCUAUCGUCGACCUCAAAUCACACACCGGGGUCGAUGUUUCGGGAAAAGUCAAUGUCAAGUCUCUUGUGGAUGCUCAGACGGGAGAGUUGACGAAACGAACCGAAGCCUUGAAGGGCACCAUCGAGGACGCUUUCGUAUUGGGAAUCAAGAACGCCGGGAUUGUGAAGACAUUGACAACCGUAACCGAGGCAAUGUCAAUCAAGACAUGGUCUGAAGGUUUGAAGAAGCAAACUACGGACUCUAUCAGCAAUUCUGUCCAGUCAGCUGUGGCAACCUGGUACAAUGCAACCGUGCUGGCUAUCUAUGACGACGUAACCAAAAGCAUUGUAUCGCAAGCCAAGCUUAAGCGCCAGGUCACUCGCCCCCUCCGCCUUCGUGCUGAUUCCGCCCGAUCACCCCAGGAUCAAAUUCUCGAUGUUUUGAAUGUGGCAACCAUGCUAGCACUGUAUGCUCUGUUUUUCCCUGUUGCUAUCAUUGUUGCUCCAGUUGCAGCGCUGAUUAGCAUUAUCACCGGAGGUGCUAGUGCUUGAGUUGAACAGUAGAAUCGUAGACUUCAUAGAGAUAUAUACACUAGUUAGAUGUCACUACUGAUAUUUUAUCAUUAUACAAUAGUAUGUAAUUAACGUUGAA